Molecule: messenger RNA, 7098 nt
Organism: Brassica rapa (field mustard)
Lineage: Eukaryota; Viridiplantae; Streptophyta; Magnoliopsida; Brassicales; Brassicaceae
Product: protein EMBRYONIC FLOWER 1
Biological process (GO): shoot system development; negative regulation of DNA-templated transcription; negative regulation of flower development
Source: RefSeq, a predicted model, not a curated record
ACCCGAACGGGUUCUACACCUCUAUACCGAAAUACCCAAAAAUUCGAAAUACCCGAUCCGAACCCGAACGGGUACUCGAACGCCCACCCCUAGUCAAGAGUUUAAUUAGUGAGAUUAUGGACCCAAAACUAUAUGUGAAUUAUCUUGUUUACGUACAAAUAUUACAAUAAAAUGUUUGGACCGUCCGUAGGGCCAAAACACAUUUCUGAUAAGUGAUUUGAAUGUCGUCUAGGAGCUAAACACAUCUCAACAAAGUGAACCGUAUGCAAGUGCAUAUCUGCGGGCAUAAACUACUAGUUAGCUCGAAUGCUUAUAAGGAAUUUAAUGGCCCACAAGAGUGCAUGUAUAAUUAAAUACGAAUAGCCAAUAUCUGAAUAGUCUUAUAUGGCCCACGAUGCACAUCAACCGGCAAUAUUGCCAUUCUUUACUUGAUUAAUGAGCUUUUAAAUUUGAAACUGCUCCAUUGUGUCUGGUGUUCACUCUAAGCUGAAGAAACUCUUAUCACCUACCCAGUUUUAUAAUUAAGAAAUUUCGGAUCUUCAAUACAUAUUUAUAUAUAUAUAUAUAUAUAUAUAUAUAUAUAUUUUCAGCACAUAUAUAUUCUUUUAAAUUUAGAAUCAAAAAUUUAUAAUACAUGUGAAUACGUACAUCAUUAGUAUAUAUAUGAUCAAAGCUAAUAUAUUUGGUUAAUCAAGUGAGCUAUCUUCCGUAGAAUGCAUCUAACAUCUGUGCUGAUAAAAAUGAUGACUUUCGACAAUAGUCUCUUCAGAUCAGCCAUCAAUUGUUAAUAAUAGAUGUAUUACUUAUUAAUGUUUCUAACAUACUUAAAGUUUUAAAUAUAUACCAAAUGAGAUAAGCUCUCAUCAGAGGAUGUAUCAAACAUUCAUGCCAAAAGAUUGUGUUUCCCAACUAAAUUGUCGAGGUAAUACAUUUUUUCUUAAUAGUUGCACACAUUUUGUAACUCGAAGAUCAAAAAAACUCAAAGAGACCCAAAAUCAACCUAAAGUUAAUACUUUUUAUCUUAACAUUUACACAGCAAAAACUGGAAGGGAUUUGCAAAAUAUAUGUAUGUGCUACACAUAGCUGCAUGAAACUGUGUAUAUAUAUUAUUAUAUGGGGUGAUAUUGGGGUGUGUGUAAGAAGUAAAAAUCCAAGAGUUAAAAAGGGGAGAGAGGGAGAGAGAGAGAGAGAGAGAGAGAGAGAGAGGAGAGAGAUAAGGUUGAUGUGGUUGUCGAGAUGCUAACAGAGAGGCACAUGCAAAGCUUAAAUGAUGGUAUCACUGGUGGCCAAAGCAUCUCCUUAAAGCUGUCCUUUUUCAUCUAAGACCUCUUUUUUAAUUUCCUUUUUCUACCGCUUCUCUCUUUCUCUCUCUAUACAUACAUAUAUAUAUAUUUAAUUUAUAUAUCUGUAACUUAUAUGUACUUGGGUUUACAACUUUAUAUAUAUCAACUUGUGUAUAUGAACUUACUUACUAAUGCCGAGUUGUGCACGUAUGCAAACCUAAAAGUGUAUCAAUUAAUUAAUACUAUAUUAUAUCUCUUUUCUUGAGCUACAAAUACGUUUGAGGAUAAUAUUUCAAUAUAUAUAUAUGUUGCACAAAAAAAAAAAUAUAUAUAUAUUAUUUUAUUUUGAAAUAUUUCAAAAUAUAUGAAUUUUAAUUUAUACGCUGUAGAUAAAAUGUUUGGUUGGUUGAAGAUAGGUGGUUCCUCGCUUUAUUAUCCACAAGAAAAAGAGGAUCAUUACGAAUAUGUGCUCAAUUCCUUUUGCAUAAAGUUAUGUAAUUAAAUUUUGAAAAUUAGCUAAUACCCAGCUUAGAUGGGCUAUGUGAUGAGCAGUUUUCGUAAUAAAAAAAAGUAAUAACUGGAUCCAAAAUUUUCAAAAUGGAUCACUAACACGUUUAGGUAUGCAUCACAGUUUGUCAAACCUAUAAUUAAUUGCGUCAAACAAAAUAAUUUCGAUCUUAUGUUAGCAAAAGUAAGCUACAUAUAUCAUAUAUAUACGUCAGUGGGAAGAAAAAGCAGAUUAGUAUUUUUCCUCACGAAUAGACUAAAGCAACAAACCUAAAUUUCUAAGGAAAGAAUAUUAUUAUAAAACACCAAAGCCGACAAAAACUAGGAAAAAAAAAUUCAAUUUACCGAAAGAAAGAAUAUUAAGAAAAUACAUUAUAACAAGGAGAGAGAAAUGUGCUACAAAGGGUACAAGCCCACUAAAGUCUGAAGGCCAUCGCUCAUCUAAAAUUUAUAAUAUUAUUUUCUAAGAGGCAGUAUAUAGAUUUACAUGAUAUAGUAUUUUGAUUCCACCAAAACUAGUAUUAGUAAACAUUGAAAAUAUCUAACACAAUUUGAUGAUGCUCAUGAGCCACUUCUAUAUAAUAUAUAACGCGUGUAUGUGCGAGUACAUGGAAAUUUUAACGAGAAAAACACAUGAGCUGUCUAACAGUCAAAUCUAAAUAUGCAUUAUAAAUUUAUAACCACGAAUUUGAUAUCCAUAAUAGAGUCAACGACUCAACAUCAAUUAAGUUGGAUUUUUUCUUUGUUAAAGUUCGCUUACAUCAUAGGGUAUCCCAUUAGGUUGGUGUACCUUAUGAUAAUUCUACCACCGAAAAAAACAGAAAGCAAUAAUAAUACAUCUACGUAUUACAUAUAGAAGAAAUAAAAAGAGAAAGAAACUAGGUUUAUGUGAACCAAAUAUUCCCGAUCUUCAUUAUUUACUGCGGUAAAUUUUUGAAAAAGGGGGGAAAAGAGAGAUGUUAGGGUUAAUAUUAUUAUCAUUUAUUGAGGAAAUGGGCUCAUCUAGGGUAACAUCACCUACCCAUACAAUAUUAUCAUGCUUUUAGGGCUCUUAUUUGUCUAUCCUGGUCCCAUAACUCCCACACUCUCUCUUCCGCCACGUCAACGGAACGCUCCAAUCUCUCUCCUCCUCCGUGCCGACGCUCCCUUUCCGUUCAGCGCCACGGACGAAACGUGCUCACACGCGAAAACAAAGCGCCGUGAUAACCACUCGCCUAGGGUUUUCUUUUUCAGACCACAACAAAUGGGUUGUGAUAAGAACCGCACAUUGCGGCCACGUGGUCAUUUCUAAUUGGUUCCUUAUACCUCAUCCUACAACACAGAAACGUCUAUACGAUUUUUUUUGUUUUUUUAUUUUAAACCUAAAUAAUGUUGAGUUUCCUUAAAUAAUAAAAGGCUAAAAUCAUAUAAUAAUAUCUUGUUGUUUAAUUUUUCCGAUACUUGUUAGUCUGUUACCCUAAUGAAGCUAUUUAUAUUAAUGUUUAGAUAUUUUUCACUAAAAUUAAGAAAUAUCGCAUUCAACAAUUGACCUAUACAUAUACAAAUACGUGUCGACAAUAUGUGGAGAGGUACGUAAUCUUGUUUCGUGUAAUUGGUAAAUAAACAGACCAGAUGGUGACAUGGCAGUGCAGUGUUCCAGAGAUAUGAGUUGUUUUUUAUUUCAAAAAGAGUUAAACCAUUUAUAUCAAAUAAUAAUUAUUUUAUAUAUAUGAAAAUAAACCCUCGUUUCAAGGAUAAAAGAGCUUCAGAUUCUCUCUCUUCUUUCUCAACAGUCUCUCUCUACAAAAAAAAAGUUUUCCCCCUUUCUCUCUCUCUCCUUGGCGUCGUCUUAGGGUUUCGCGAAAUUUCGCAGUCAAAUUCUACUCUCUCCCGACGAAUCAACCCUCGAAGCUUACCUAAUCUUCUUAUCCACAAGCUUCUGAAUCGUUCGAUGCGGUUUUCUCCCCUUGCCGCUUAAGAUCGAGCUCGAAUCUCGCGUCUCUGAUUAACUCCGGUCGGAUUUUCUCCCAGCACUUGUUGUGUAGAGAGUAGAAUGGUGGAACUUAGUUAAAUCAUCACUAAGACAUAAAAAUCUUCUUGAAGCAAAAUCAAUGGGAUCCUCCAUUAAGAUCAACUCAAUAUCCAUAGAUCUUGCAGGCGCUGCUAAAGAGAUUGAUAUGGUAAAAUGUGAUCAUUUCUCCAUACGUGGAUACGUAGCUGAAACUCGUGAGAGAGAUCAUAACAAAUGUUGGCCGUUUCCGGAGGAGAGUGUUACUUUGGUGGACCAAGAAAACUAUUCUCUUCCUUCUUUAUCUGCUCCAAAGUUUAGAUGGUGGCGUUGUAUGAGCUGCAUCAGAGAUAUCAAUGCUGAUGAAACAAAAGAUUGUGGACUGCAUCCAAACUCAAAAAGUUUAAGCGGGAAAAAGCAGCUUGAUGGAAAUUCUUCGGUUAUCCUAAGUCAAAGCAAAUUGAAUUCACUAACUAUUAUUGAUCAGGAGAAAGAAAGGAGAACUGGUAUUGAAGAUAAUGCUGUUGAGAAGAAAGGAGAUGCAAACUGCAAGAGAUCUCAGAAGGAUGAUCAUAGAGCUACUAUUUUUCUUAAGAGAGGUAAUAAUCCAUCUACAGAUGCUUCUACUGUUAAGAGCAAGAGCAGAAAGCUCGCAAGCCAAGAGCAUGUAAGAAACAAGAAAGCUAAAGUAACAGAUAUUAGCAGCUGGAAAGAGAAACAUAACGUGGGUGGUCAAGCCGUGACAACUUUUGGAUCAUCUGAUAUCGCUGGUGUGGUUGAUGAUACGCCUCCUAAGGCCAUCAAGAAUCAUAACAAAGACAGUCUUGCUCUUACGGAAUGCGAUAACGGUUCAUCAGAGAGUAUAAAUCUCGCCAUGACUGGUUUGCAGCGUAGGAAAACUCGCAAGGUUCGUCGGCUUAGCGAGCUGCUUGAUCAACCCGAGACCAAAACCAGUGGUGGUAAAGAAGAGCCUUCUUCUUCGAAAAGGGGUAGAAAGAGAAAAGUGUUGCCUGAAAACAACUACGUCAGCAGGAAACUAAUCACAGUCGGUGCAACUUCUGAAAAUGAUUCCGAUCAAGAUUAUAGUACAUCAAGUGAUAGUGGGUUUGAUAGAGAUCUUAUUAAGGGCAAGCAGAAGAACAGAAGGUUCCAGGUCGUUGACGAGUUUGUACCAUCAGUACUUCCUUGUGAAACUUCACAAGAUCUUAGUAAGAGCACUGCUUUAUCAGUUCCUUGUCCUCUGAGUACUCAGAGAACAGAGAAGAAGCUCAGCUUAUCCAAGAAGAAGAAACAUAAGCCUGUUUCAGACAACGAGAAGAGUACACUGAUCAGCUUUGGUUCCCAAUAUACUAGAGAUUUGUUGAAUGAUCGUUUAGCUUCAGAAGGAUAUUUUAGAAAACCUAUCCCUCAGCUUAAUGUUAGGCCAGAGAAUGAUCAUGUGAGGUCAAGAGAUGUGGAAGAACCAAACCGUCUUGGAGAGUUUGGUUCCUCUUCCAAACCCUACACAGGUGGAUGGUUGAGAACAGGAGUGGAUGCCAACAACAAUACAGAUAAAUUGUCCUUUCAGAACUUCAAUCUAAGAGGCACCACUUCUUCUACUGGUGCUGACAGAAAGGGGAAGACAGUUAUGUUCCAAGAACAACAAGAACCACCCAAAAGCCAAAGCCAUGAUAGAACUGAAGACCAAAACGACGAUAUCCCCAUGGAGAUAGUGGAGCUCUUAGCCAAAAACCAAUACGAAAGGUGCCUUCCAGACAAAGAAGAGCCAUCACAAGAAACGUCACACAAACCCAAGAACACUCUACUGAUCGAUCUCAACGAAACUUAUGACAACGGAGCCUCGCUGGAUGACGACAACAACAUAUCAAGACCACCAAAGCCUUGUGAAACCAAUGCAAGGAGAGAGUCUCUUGACUUCUUCCCUAUAAGUCAACCCUAUGUGCCUUCUCCCUUUGGUAUCUUUCCUCCUCCUCCUCCUCAAGAUAACCGGCCUAGCUCCAUCAGGUUCUCUGGUCACACCUGCCAGUGGCUUGGUAACGUCCCAGCUAUGUCUACUCAUCCUCCCCCAUAUAGGGUACUACGUCCGUGUAACACGUGCCAAAGUGGUCCACACCAAUACAGAGAACCACCUCCUCAUCCAAUAUGGGCAACAACUUCAGUAAGACCAGUUUCUUACAACAUGGAUCCGUCGACGAAGCUUGGUAUGCUUCCACAGCCACCACCACCCAGUGAUAAGAAUACAUGGAACCUUAACUUCGUCGCCGCCGCCGCCGCCAACGGGAAGAAAAAAUGUGGGUCUAGUUCAGAACUCUCGUUUGGGUGCAAACAUGGUGGUGGAGUUAAUAAUAAUAGUAGACCGGUGGAAGCGUUCUCUAGUGAGAGCUCUAUACCUGCGUUGCAUCUACUCAGCCUUAUGGAUCCUAAGAUUGGACCAAACACUCCCUCUGACCACCAGGGAAACACUAAAGCUACUCAAAGACACUUCCCACUUGCUAGCCAGCCUAAGGGACGUGUAGAGAUACAAACAGGAGACUCUAGUAAGCAGCUACCUUAUGAUUAUUACAGCAAGAGUUUCCCCAUGGUUCCACCACUUGGUGCGUCUUCAUUCUCGUUUCAAAAGCCACAAGCUCCAUGGAUUCAUCAUCACCAAGAGAAGAAGACCAUGAGAAAAGAGCCGGUUUACAGCAGCAAUGACCAAGGGAGGUUCCAGCUACUAGGGGCGUCUGAUUCAAUGAAGCUUCCUUUGAAGUUUCACGUGAUGGGUAAAGAGAAGAAACAGAACAGGAAAGCCGAGAGCUGCGGGGAUGCCUCGGCGUGGCCUCCAAGGAACAGUUGUGGAACCAUUGUGUGCAGCGUGAGUAGAAACCCGGCUGAUUUCACGAUUCCUGAGCCUGGGAAUGUUUACAUGUUAACGGGUGAAAGUCUCAAGGUUCGAAAACGCGCAACAUACAAGAAAAAAACAAGUUUGUCUAAGCAAGACGCACUAAAGCAGACUACAGAAAAUGCCUAGAGAUAAUACAAAGUGGACGAGACAUGUGUUGGUAAGUUGCUAAGACUAUAGUUUGUUUAUAUGAAUCUUUUGUCAGAUGGUGAGAGGAAGAGGGGGUCACAAAGAGACACCGUUUCUACUGAAAUCAAGAAUAAGGCAGACACCAGUUAUUGGAUCUUUGUGCUCUGCACAUCUCUCUUCUCUUAUGUUUGUUUGUUUGUUAAGGCAUACUUCGAAACAUUCAGCCUGUGUAUAUAUUCAUAGACCUUCUCUUUCUUUGUUUUACCUUUUGUUGGAUAUACCUUCAUUGUGUUUGAUAUUUUGUAUUAGUA